AUGGCUUUGCCCUCUUAUAUGUUGCUUCUAGUGCCAUGCAUAAACUUGGACAUCAUCCAUGACCAUUAUGAGAUUCUUCUUACCUAUCUCAAACAAAUCAAAAAAGGUAUAUACUAUGCAAGCCAACUGCCAACUCUGUAUGUUGCAUGA
Molecule: messenger RNA, 150 nt
Organism: Heterobasidion irregulare TC 32-1
Lineage: Eukaryota; Fungi; Basidiomycota; Agaricomycetes; Russulales; Bondarzewiaceae
Exons: 2
Coding region: 1-150 (49 amino acids)
Source: RefSeq, a predicted model, not a curated record